Messenger RNA from Solea solea (common sole), 2742 nucleotides. It is a transcript of the gene cog4, whose product is annotated as component of oligomeric golgi complex 4. The record is from RefSeq and is a predicted model, not a curated record. The coding region runs from base 16 to 2370 and encodes 784 amino acids. NCBI's taxonomy places the organism in Eukaryota, Metazoa, Chordata, Actinopteri, Pleuronectiformes, Soleidae. The transcript has 19 exons.
UUUCCGUGGCGGAAGAUGGCGGACAGCUGCGGAGCAGUGGCAGCGACGAGAGGUGACUGUGGCUCCGUGUCCUGCGUGUCCUCCGUGUCCUGCGUGUCCUCCGUCAGCAUGGACACCAUCUGUGCCCUGACGGAGCUGGAGGACCUGGAGAAGGUUUACCAGCAGCUCUGUGAGCAGGAGAAAGACGUGGAGACAGAGCUGGACAGACUGCUUGGACAGGAGGGGAGCAUUCACACCAAGAUGCUGGCUCUGCAGAGGAUGGGGCCAAACCUACAGCUGAUUGGAGGAGAUGCCAGUCAGCUGUCAGGCAUGAUCACAUUCACCUGCAGUCUGGCUGAGAACGUGAGCCGAAAAGUCCGACAGCUGGACCUAGCAAAGACUCGGCUGUAUAAUGUGAUCCAGCGUGCCGAUGAUAUCUUGGACCUAAAGUUCUGCACGGACGGCGUUCAGACAGCGCUGCAUAAUGAGGAUUACGAACAGGCUGCUGCACACGUCCAUCGAUACCUUUCUCUGGACCAGUCUGUUAUUGAGCUGAGCCGCCAGGGAGAAGAAAGCAGUGCUGUGGAUGCCAGUCUGGUCCUGCUGCAGGAGGCAGAGCAGAAACUCAAGGUCAUAGUUGCUGAGAAGCUGGAUGAAGCAGUAGCAGCUGUGGACCUCGCUCAGGUGGAGAGGUUUUUUAAGAUCUUCCCUCUGUUGGGUCUUCACCAGCAGGGCCUCGCCCGCUUCGGUCAAUACCUCAGCACUCAGUUGGCCUCUAAAGCAGAGGAGAACCUGAUUGUAGCUACAGGAGGAGGAGACCUGGGUGAAAAGAGAUCACUGCUGAUAUUUGCAGACACGCUGACUCUGCUGCUGGAAGGUAUCGCUCGUGUCAUUGAGACUCAUCAGCCUGUCGUAGAGACAUAUUAUGGUCUGGGACAUCUUUACACUCUCAUCACUCACCUGCAGAAUGAAUGUGACAAACAGGCUCAGAGAAUCGUCGACAAGUUCAUUCAGCAGAGAGGAUAUCACAACAAGUUUCAGGUGGUUCAGAGCAGCAUGAUGAAGAGUGUGCCAGCUGAGUUGAUUGAGCCCAGGGAACUGGACCCUGUCCUGGCUGAAGUGACCCUGAUGAACGCACGCGCUGAGCUUUACCUGCGCUUCUUACGCCGUCGCAUGAUGGCUGAUUUCGAGGUCGGAGACGCUCAGAGCGUCACACAAGAGCAUCAGCAGAAUAUGGAGAAGCUGCUGAAACACUGUCUGCUGAGCACCAGGAUGCAGGAGCUGAUUGGUUACUAUGUUCCAAUGGAGGAAUAUUACAUGAGAGAGUCUGUCAACAAGGCCGUUGCUAUGGAUACGUAUGAAAAGGGUCAGCUGACGUCCAGCAUGGUGGACGACUGUUUCUACAUAGUGAAGAAGUGCAUCAGCAGAGCUUUGUCCAGCUCCAGCAUCGACUGCCUGUGUGCCAUGAUCAACCACGCCAACUCUGUGCUGGAGUCUGAUUUCAGGGAGGUUUUGUACAACAAACUGCGUCAGGGUUUUCCAGCGACGACGCUUCAGGACAUCCAGCGCGGCGUCAGCAGUGCGGUCAGUCUGAUGCAGAGCAGCUUACAGCAGGGCAAGUUCAACACGCUGGGCAUCGAGAGCACCGAGAACGCCAAGGCCGCCUUUCUGGUGACUCUCAAUAAUGUGGAGGUGUGCAGUGACAACAUCUCCACUUUAAAGAGGAAUCUGGAGAAUGACUGCUCCAAGCUGUUCAGUCAGGGAGGAAACACCGGAGAUCAGGCCAAGAUCCAGAGCUGUCUGUCUGACCUCGUCAACACGUCCACCAAGUUCAAGGAUCUGCUGCAGGAGGGUCUGACUGAGUUGAACACCACAGCAGUGAAACCUCAGGUCAAACCCUGGAUCAGCAGCUUUUUGGUCGUCUCACAUAACAUCGAGGAGGAGGAGUUUAACGAUUAUGAAGCCAAUGAUCCGUGGGUGCAGCAGCUCAUCGUUAACCUGGAGCAGCUCAUGGCAGAAUUUAAGGUGGCGCUCUCUCCCGUCAUCUACGACACGCUGACCAGCCUGAUGACCAGCCUGGUAGCAAUUGAGAUGGAGAAGACGGUCCUGAAGUGCUCCUUCAGCAGGCUGGGCGGUCUGCAGUUUGAUAAAGAGCUGCGCUCUCUCGUCGCGUACCUCACCUCCGUCACCACCUGGACCAUCAGGGACAAGUUUGCUCGUCUCACACAAAUGGCCACCGUCCUCAACCUGGAGCGGGUUUCAGAGAUCUUGGAUUACUGGGGCCCAAACUCGGGGCCCCUGACGUGGAGGCUGACCCCAGCAGAGGUGCGUCAGGUCCUGGCUCUGCGCAUCGACUUCAGGAGUGAAGAUAUCAAGAGACUGAGACUGUGAUUCAGGAAGCUCUGUGUGCUCAGUCACCUGACCUGAGGUCUGCACAGUGACUGAGAUCAGUCACUGAUCUCAGUCACUGAUCUCAGUCACUGAUCUCAGAUCUCCUGUAAAUGGCUGAGGGAUUUUUAUUUAUUUUUUAUUUCUCUCCCAGGAGAUUUAAGUUGCCUUUUGCUCCACAGCAGCUGUCUGUCUGUCUGUCUGUCUGUCUGUCCGUAAGUAAGUAAGCUACUCUUCAUGGGUUAGGGGCGGAGCUUGUGGUUUAGUGGCAGCUGUGAGAAUAUUAUCUGAAUACUGUGUGUGUGUGUGUGUGUGUGUGUGUCAUGUGUAAUUAAAAGUCUGAGUGUGUAAUUGUAGCACACUUUGAACCUGUGA